AUGAGCGCUGUUUUGGACUUGGUUCUUGUGGGCACUGCCUGGUGCCAUGUCUUCCUCGCGCCCUACACAAAAGUUGAGGAAAGCUUCAACUUGCAUGCAACGCACGAUGUGUUCAUGUACGGCAUUCGAUGGAACGCCCUUCAUAACUAUGAUCACUUCGUCUUCCCUGGUGCAGUCCCUCGCACUUUCAUAGGAAGCGUACUGCUAGCUUGGAUCUCCACUACGGCGAUCAAUGUCGCCUGUGGUCUCGGAUUCCUAUACAGCAAGUUCGACCUCCAGAUUAUUGUCCGGCUUGUCCUCGCUACCGUGAAUGCCGUUUCCCUCUGCAUGCUACGACGUGCUGUCUCGCAUCGCUUCGGUAGUUCCACAAGCGCACUCUUCGUGAUCCUGUCAUGCACGCAAUUCCACCUUCCGUUUUGGAUGGGCAGGACCUUGCCGAACAUGUUCGCACUCUUCCCUGCCAAUGUUGCACUAUAUUUGUUGAUGAAUCGUGCACCGAACUCCAAGCGACCAUCUCAAUCCGCUGUCCAUCGCGCUAUUGCCUUGUUGACAUUCACUGCCGCCGUCUUUCGCUCAGAGCUGUCGUUACUACUCGGCACUCUCGUAUUGCAGGCUCUCAUCUGCCGCUACAGCACAUUCGCAGGCCUUUUCAAAGUCGGACUCAUCUCUGGAAUAUGUUCUGCUGCUCUCACAAUGGUGGUUGACUCUUACUUCUGGCAGCGAUGGCCUCUAUGGCCAGAAUUUUACGGCAUCUACUUCAAUGUGCUCGAAGGCAAGAGCUCUGAAUGGGGUGUCUCGCCUUUUCAUAGCUACUUCACGGCUCAUCUUCCAAAGCUCCUGCUUUCGUCCCUUCCGCUGUCUCUCAUCGGCUUCUUAUCAGAUUCUCGCAUUCGCGCGCAUUUACUCCCUACAAUUGCAUUCCUCCUCCUGAUCAGCGGACUCGAUCACAAGGAAUGGCGCUUUGUGGUAUACGUCGUGCCCAUUUUCAAUAUCGCAGCUGCGCGUGGCGCCGCUUGGAUGAUAUCGCGGAGGAAGAGCAGCCUCUUCGGUCGGAUAUGUCUUAUGACGGUCAUUGGCCUGGUCGCAUGCAAUUGUCUUGCUACACAUUUGCUUACCAAGGCAUCCAUGGCGAAUUAUCCGGGUGGCGAGUCGCUCGCAAGGUUCAAUGAGUUGUACGAUGGCUAUGACCAUGUUCACGUCUACAUAUCCAAUCUCGCUGCUCAGACUGGCGCCUCGCUUUUCCUGCAGACCCAUGCACCGCCCUACCCGCCAGGCAUCGACAUCGUCCCUACGACGCCACACUGGACGUACAACAAGACCGAGCACCUCUCCCCGCAGGCGUUGACUGCAGACCGCAAGAUUACGCACGUCAUCGCCGAGUCUGGACCCACGCUGUCCCGCCCGACUGGAUUCUCGACGGCAGCGUGGAAGGCUGUCGAUACAGUGGAUGGUUUCGAUUGGUGGGUGGUAAAUCCGGAGCUGAAAAACGUUAUCAGAGGGAAGCUUCAGAACGUUAUGGGUAUAAUGGAUGUGUUGCUGCAUCCGCUGGAGAUGAUUACGAGCGAGAAGUUGGUGAUCCUACAGCGAAGCAUAUAAUGAGGUGGUAUGGAGUGGAAAUGAGAUGAUUCUUCAUGCAUGAGUAAGUGACCCCCUUCACCCGUAAUUAGCCCAAUGUUGUUUAUGAGUGUCUGGCGAGUUCAUUGAAUGGACAGAUAGAAGUAUGAUGUCGAUGCUCACUCGUGUACGUAACGCCUAUCCGCAAUAACACUUGAAUGUGAAC
Laetiporus sulphureus 93-53 is the source of this 1780-nucleotide messenger RNA. Its product is annotated as glycosyltransferase family 22 protein. NCBI's taxonomy places the organism in Eukaryota, Fungi, Basidiomycota, Agaricomycetes, Polyporales, Laetiporaceae. Gene Ontology annotation, biological process: protein N-linked glycosylation. The coding region runs from base 1 to 1596 and encodes 531 amino acids. Gene Ontology annotation, molecular function: alpha-1,6-mannosyltransferase activity. The record is from RefSeq and is a predicted model, not a curated record. The transcript has 8 exons. Gene Ontology annotation, cellular component: endoplasmic reticulum membrane.